UUUCAUUUGUGAAAAAAAAACCAGUAAACACACAUGUAGUAAACAAUAAACUUGCUGAUUGCAAUCACACGAAGUAUUGCGUAUUUUAAUUUAUUUUAAUAACAAUGGCAGAAGAUCCUCUUGAAGAAGUUCUGGAAUUUUUGAAGCCAGAGGCCAGAAUCGAUUUGAAACACAUAACUUUGGAGCAUUUACUCGGUGUAUCUGCUACUGAGAGUGGUAUACAAGACUUACUGGAACAUGAAAAAGUUAUCCAGAGUUUUAUUGAAUUGACUGACGAUAAAGCCGAGCAAGUGAGUAAAAACGCUUUAUUAAUACUAAUUAAUAUUACUGCUAACGAAAAAGGUGCAUCGGAGUUAUUGAAGUACAAGCCAAGUACGAAGAAAAAUAUCGUCGAAUUACUUAUAGGUUAUAUUAAGGAUCCGAAUAAGGAGUACGCUGAUGCUGCUUGUAUGAUCCUAUCAAAUAUAAACAGAGUAGAAAAUAACAUAGAAGUGUGUUUAGAUACAUUUCUACCACACUUGAACGAUUUAUUAAACAUUUUUACUAACAUAAAUUACAACAAAAAAGGAUCAAAAUUACAUUACUUAGCGCCAAUAUUUAGUAACCUUAGCUGUUCCCCACGCGUCAGGAAAUGGUUUACUGAAGAAAAUACAGUAUAUAAGGAUAUACCGUUAAAAAAGUUGCUUCCAUUUUGCAACUAUGCUGAAUCUUCUAUCCGUCGUGGUGGCGCAAUAGGGACUAUAAGGAACAUAUCCUUCGACACUGUCUAUCACAAGUUUCUACUAAGCAACGAUAUAGACUUGCUAACAUAUCUUUUACCACCCAUAAUGGGCAACGAAGAAUAUGACGACGAGGAAAUGGAUAAGUUACCGAUAUCGUUACAAUAUUUGCCAAAAGAAAAGAAACGAGACGUUGAUAUGGAUAUACGGAAGAUGGUUAUUGAAACGUUAAACAAGUUAUGCGCUACCAAACAUGGCAGAGAGGUUUUAAGAGAAAAUGGGGUAUAUUAUGUACUAAGGGAGUACCAUAAGUGGGAAAAAGAUGCAAGUUUAUUGCUAGCGUGUGAAAAUGUUGUAGAUAUAUUAAUACAGAAGGAAGAAGAGGUCGGUGCUGAGGAUCUGUCAUCGAUACACGUUCCAGAAGAUAUGACAGAGAAAUUCAAGAAUAUGGAUGAAGAAUAUUUGAACAGUGUGCAAUAAAGUUACUUUUAUAUA
Molecule: messenger RNA, 1214 nt
Organism: Maniola jurtina (meadow brown)
Lineage: Eukaryota; Metazoa; Arthropoda; Insecta; Lepidoptera; Nymphalidae
Product: protein HGH1 homolog
Exons: 1
Coding region: 105-1199 (364 amino acids)
Source: RefSeq, a predicted model, not a curated record